This is a messenger RNA of Grus americana (Whooping crane), 1960 nucleotides long. It is a transcript of the gene R3HDM4, whose product is annotated as R3H domain containing 4. The transcript is spliced from 8 exons. Gene Ontology annotation, molecular function: nucleic acid binding. Bases 105 to 878 code for a protein of 257 amino acids. The record is from RefSeq and is a predicted model, not a curated record. Lineage: Eukaryota; Metazoa; Chordata; Aves; Gruiformes; Gruidae.
UGCGCCCCGGGGCGGGGCUCCCUGCGGCCCCGCCUCCCCGUGACGCCACUUCCUGCGGGGGACGCGGAGGCCCCGGUGCCGGGUCGGGCCGGGCCGAGCGGGCCAUGGUGGUGCUGCGGGGCGGCGCGGGCCCUGAGGAGCCUUACCCGAGGAUAGAGGACUGCCUGCCCCCACUGGAGGAUUCCCCGUCCAAGAGGUUCUCCCCCUCCAAGCGAAAGCAGUAUUAUAUCAACAAGGCCAUCCGCAACUCGGACCUCAUCCCCAGGGCCAAGGGGCGCAAGAGCCUGCAGAGGCUGGAGAACACUCGCUACCUGAUGACACUUCUGGAGCGAGAUGAAUGCGGGAGUGACGAGGGAGAGCUUGCCCACUCUGCCACCCCAAGCAUCUUCACCGAGGCCUGUAACAACGAGACUUAUGUGGAAAUCUGGAACGACUUCAUGAACCGGUCAGGAGAAGAGCAAGAGCGAGUCCUGCUCUACCUGGAGGAGGAGGCCAGGAAGAAGCACAAGAGGAAGCUGCCUGUCAAGAACAAAGAUGAGUGGAAAGAGCACCCUGCCUACACACCCAAGGAGUGUUUCCAGCGCAUCAGCCGUCGCCUGCGCUCCACCCUGAAGCGGGGCAGGAUCCCCAUGGGCACGCUGGAGGGCCUGGAGGAGGAGCUGCUGGCCUUCUUCUCCGUCACCCCUCACUCCGUCUACACAGCGCUGAUGGACAACAGCUUUGAGCGACUCCUGCUCCAUGCGCUCUGCCAGUACAUGGACCUCAUCUCUGCCAGUUCAGACAUCGAAGGGAAACGUCAAAUGAAAGUGAGCAACAAACACCAUGUCUUCCUGCCCCCCGAGCUCCUGCUCUCAGACUACCUGGGGCAGAUGAGCUGAUACCCCCCAGGGACGCCUUGCCCCUCGCUUGGUGCACUGAAGGCUUCCUUCAUCUGCGCCUGGCCUCCCCCAGCCCCGCCGUCCCCUUGGCUCCGGCCUGCUGCCUGCCUCUCCCCUCACACCGUCCUCGAGGGGCUCGUCCCUUCCCCUGCUCUAAGAGCCGAUGCUUGAUGGUGCAGAGCCGGGGGCUGCGCUCCCCCGGGCUGCCGGGACUCUCCUGGGGGGCAGCAGGCAUCCUGACCCUGCCAGAUAUGGCCAGGCACAAGGCGUGGGCGAAGCAGGUGCCUAUCUGUCGUGCUCCCUCCGUUCCCCGGGAUUGCCAUGCUGCUUCCUGGCUGGAGCUUUCUCCCUGGAACUGUUUGUGUGUCUAUUUAUAGCCCAGGUGCUUUUAAAAAAUAAUUGGGCUGGGCCAAACCCACCUCUGGCACUGACGCUCGUGGGGUGAUUUUGCUCCAGAUUUUUCUGUGGUGAAACAGCUCCUCAUGGCUGCUGAGCAAAUGCUGAGCCGGCAGAAGAGCCUCGGGGCCCUCCCGUUCCUGGGGAGUGGUGCUUUGCGCAGCACCCACAGCUCUGUGCCUGGGAUGGGGUGUUUGCUGGGGGGGGGGGCUUAGCCCCCUCUCGCCCUGCUGGGGUUUCGGCAGUGCCCUGUUCCCUACCUCAUGGGACGGGCUGUUUUUAAAUGUAAUAUAGCCUGUGAUUUUUAUUGUGUGUGUAUACAUUUAUGUGUGUGUGUGUGCUGGGGUGUGCAGCCCUGUGUUCCUGCUGCCUGCCUGUGGCUGCUGCGGCAGUUUGUGGGUCUCCCCGUACCCCCGCAUGUGUCGAGGGCUGCCUGCAGCUGAGGAGCCCUGGGAGAUGGGGGUCCCUCCUCUGGCGUGGGGGCUGCUGGAGGUGUUGGACCCCCAUCUGGGACUGUGUCUCUGCCUGUUGCGGCAGCACCCCCGGCUGCUCUGGAAAGACACCAGCUGCCAUUAACUGAGGGUGUCAUCCCCCCCGGGGCAGGGGGAGCCCCCAGUCUGCCCUUGCACCUCCAUUGCUUGUGUGACUCAGGUGGCGUUCGGGAACAAUAAACCAUCGUGCUCCCA